Phyllopteryx taeniolatus (common seadragon) is the source of this 4021-nucleotide messenger RNA. It is a transcript of the gene apbb1, whose product is annotated as amyloid beta (A4) precursor protein-binding, family B, member 1 (Fe65). The coding region runs from base 170 to 2113 and encodes 647 amino acids. Gene Ontology annotation, cellular component: nucleus; cytoplasm. Gene Ontology annotation, molecular function: amyloid-beta binding; transcription factor binding. The transcript has 14 exons. The record is from RefSeq and is a predicted model, not a curated record. Lineage: Eukaryota; Metazoa; Chordata; Actinopteri; Syngnathiformes; Syngnathidae. Gene Ontology annotation, biological process: regulation of DNA-templated transcription.
AGGCUCCUCGCGGGGCCACCCCCACCCCCACCCCCUCCGCCCCGCUUGGAGACGGACCGCAGGCACCGGAGCCGUCCAAUGUAACAUGGAAACAUGUAGUUAGCUCGCGCAAUUUCGACAUCUUUUGAAGCCAAGGAGGCUCCGCCGCUACGUGGAACGUGAAGCAGCGAUGGGCGGCCGCGACGACGUGAUGCCGUACGUGGCCAACAAGCAGCACGACGAGGAGCUGAAGAAGAACAAGCUGAACGACCGGUGUGAGCACGAGUCGACGGGCAGCAACGCCAAGUGGCGCAAGGAGGGCCAGAACCAGCUGCGCAAGGUGAGCGAGAACCAGCAGGAGCAGGACCACAACUGCAACAUCAGUCACAAUGGCAACCUGGACGGGGAGCGCGAGGAGUCCCCGAAAGUAGCCGCCCGGGAGGAGGCCAACAACAUCCUCAAUGAGCCGCUCCUCAUCCACACCAUGGAGGACGACGAGGAGAAGGAGAGGAAUGAAGAGGACAAAGGGGAGAAGUCGGAGGAUGAGGCUCCGGAUCAAGAGGAGGCCCCGAGAGGAGGAGCAAGAGAGGGAGGCGCACCCGGCAGGAACGCGUGCCUCCUGUUCGCCAACGUCAACGGGGCGCCGAGCGACGACGAGGCCAAUUGGCCCGCCGGCGCUCAGGACAACGCUCCCGAUGCGUCAUCGCCCAACGGCAACAGAGACUCCUUCUGGGACUCCAGCGCCUUCGAGACGGACACGGACCUGCCGGCCGGCUGGAUGCGGGUGCGCGACACGUCGGGCACCUACUACUGGCACAUCCCCACCGGCACCACCCAGUGGGAGCCCCCCUCGCCCCUGGGGAAGGUGGACGACUCCGUGCUGUCCUCCACCAUGUCGCUGGAGACCACGCCGUGCGAGGAGCCCGAGGAAUCCUGGGCUCAGUUUUGCAGCACAGACGAAGGCGGCGCUGACGGAGAGCUGUGGAAGGAGGAAGCAGAAGUUGCGUCCGACCAAAGCCUGCGAGAAUUCGAGGGGGCGACUCUGCGCUAUGCUUCCAUCAACCUCAACUACAACUGCUCCCAGUCUGAAGAUGACGAGAAGCUGGUUCCACUCUGCACAGAUUUAGAGAGCAAGUGCUUCGCUGUGCGUUCCUUGGGCUGGGUGGAGAUGUCGGAGGAAGACAUGGCGCCGGGCAAGAGCAGCGUGGCGGUCAACAACUGCAUCCGGCAGCUGUCCUACCACAAGCACAACCUGCACGACACCGCCGGGAUCUGGGGAGAGGGCAAAGACAUGCUGAUGGUGCUGGAGAACGACACCAUGAACCUGAUCGAUCCGCUGGGACAGACGCUGCUUCACACGCAGCCCAUCGGCAGCAUCCGCGUUUGGGGCGUCGGCAGAGACAACGGCAGGGAUUUCGCCUACGUGGCUCGGGACAACCUGACGCAGGUCCUGAAGUGCCACGUGUUUCGUUGCGACUCUCCCGCCAAGAACAUCGCCACCACUUUGCACGAGAUGUGCUCCAAGAUAAUGAUGGAAAGGAAGGCGUCCAAGCCGGGCGUGAGUCGGCUCAGCUCGGACACGGGAAAACCUUUGUCUGUACAGGAGUUUCCAUCUCCCAAAAAUGAACUUUUCCAGCGCUUCCACGUGUAUUACCUUGGUUGUGAGCCUGUGCUGAAGCCCGUGGGUAUGGACGUGAUUAACGACGCGCUGGCGGCAGCCGUGGAGGGCACGGACAAGAGCGACUGGAUGCCAGUGUCUGUCAACGUGGCGCCCGCCACGCUCACCAUACUCGCAAAACAGACGGAAGAGGUGCUGUCGGAGUGCCGGGUGCGCUUCCUUUCCUUCAUGGGCGUGGGCAGGGACGUGCGCACCUUCGCCUUCAUCAUGGCCGACGGCCCGCGAGACUUCACCUGCCACAAGUUCUGGUGCGAGCCCAACGCCGCCAGCCUCAGCGAGGCCGUGCAGGCCGCCUGCAUGCUACGGUACCAGAAGUGUCUGGACGCCCGCCCGCCCAGCCUGGUCUCCUGCUUGCCCACCCCGCCCGCCGACUCUGUGGCCCGACGCGUCAAGAAGGGUGUGCAGAGUCUGCUGGGCAGCUUGAAGAGCUACAGGUCCGGCUCCCAGUCGCCUUGAGCCGCCCCACCAGGAAGGUCCAGUCACGUCGUCUCCACGUCACCCUCUUUUCCGUCACACUUAGACACUCGUCAUGUCGUGCUGUGGAGUAGCUCGUGGGGAAAAAGUGCAACGACUUUAUCGCAACCCCCCCCCCCCCCAUUUUUUUUUUAAACAUAGUAGAUGAAAUUCCAGCAUUAUUGGGAUUAUUUUAUGUGAAUCUUAACAAUUUUUGUGUUUUAACAGAAACUACACCUGGAAUGUUGGGACGUAAUGCUAAAAGCUCGAAUGAGCGUCACACACACUAAGUUGUUCCCUAUAACGCCUCAGUGCAAUGUCCGUCUAACAAGUGUAAAACAAAAAGCUCACGGUUAGCUCCGUCACAUAAGCGGCACAUGAACACGCGCAAUAUACGUGUCGUACAACUGAUGCGGUCGCUCCUCUCAGCAGUUUUUCAUCAUAACCGCCACCGUGUACAAUAGAAAUAAACAAAAUGAUUACAAAUAAACCACAGAGGAAAAAAAAAAAAAAAGUCCUUGUCAUGCACGUGCAAUGAAUGUGUUAAAUGAAUGAUGCGAUGGCGCCUCUCGCCAGUUAUUCGUGUUAAACGACGCCACCUUGCACAAUCGGAAUAAACGAAAUGAUAAAACAAAUGCAGCCAUCUCUCUCCUGUCUUUGUUGUGGCGCAAAGCGGCAUGGGGAGCUGGUUGCCUCUUGUUAGCAUUUUCAUUGUGAGUCCACCAGACGGCUUGAAAACGUUCAUUACCGCCAUCUUCAGGGACUUGAGCAAGGGCCAGAACUCGUGGAGCUCGCGUGAACCCCCGCCGUUUGUAGAUGAUGGCGGAGAAGAAUUGAGUAGCGUUGAACUCAUUUUCAUCUCGAGCCGCCAUGCUUUCCCUCAAGAGUGUCGAUAUGACUGUGAAAAUCAUAUAAAUAUGUAAUCACCUUUUAGUAUACCGUUUACACGAUUUCCCCCCAUAUUUGAUUAUUGUAUCGAAUUUUAACAUGUCAACUUGAAAUGCUUGUACUAUCUUGCAUCACAACUGAAGAAAAUGAGCCAUUUUUGGUCUACAUUUUCUAUCCAAAUGAAAAGGAACAAACCAAUGUCGCAAGAAAGAAACAUAGUGAUUGAUUUACUUUAGCGAAUAUGCGGGGGUUCACGCUACAUGGUUCAACGUACAAGCAUGGCCGUCUUUAGGCUCCGCUAAGUGUGCCACGUAACUAAACACACGCACACAAUGUACAUUAGUCUUCCAAAGAGUUUGUCCUCAUUCAUUCAUUGAUUGUCAUGCAAGUUGGAUGGCUCAAGUGCAAUAACGACCUCAUUAAAAAUGGCGACGAAAGAGCGAGUGAACAACACAGCCGUGUUGUGAGCGCACGCACACCUGCUCAGUAGUACUGUAGGAUGCAUGUUUACGUGUGGGAACCCUUCAGUAUGUCCUGUGCAUUCUUUGUGUACGUCACUGUGUGUGUAUAUAAUCCUAGACUAGCGGUAGAAAGCCAAUACAGAGCAGGUUUGUUUGUAUAUAAGACAAUUGCCCUAACUUCCACACACUAAAUUGUAUGAUUUGAGAAAAAAAAAAAAAAAAAAAAAAUUCCGUUUGUUUUUCUAUAAGGAACAAGUGAAUGCUCUCAUUGUUGACGUGUAUGUAGCACACUAGUGAUAGUCAAGGCUAACAGUUAAAAAAAAAACCAUGUAUACUGUAUAUAUUUCUUUAUUAGAAACACUAACCCACCCACGUCGAUCACGUAACCACCGCCCUCCUCGUCACGUUUUCCCACCGUGUCCACGUUGACGGCCAGCUAGCGGGAUUAAUUUAUUGUUUCUGCUCAUGUACAUUUUAGAUGUAAAAAAAAGAAAAUGGAAAAAAAAUUGGAUGUGUGUGUAUAUAUAAGAAGUCACCGCACAAUAAAUGUCAACGUAUCAUU